UGUGAAAAUGGCGGAUGGGAGCCGAUCGGUUCGCUCGAACUUUAUGUUGUUUAAUAACGAGCGACGCUGAGCAGCAUGCACUUCAGCUUUCACUAACAACACACGGAUUCUGUUCACAUUAAACACGCAGCGCAGAGCUGAGCGCCACUGUUCCACCGAACUGAGGAGAUGGAGGAGACCCGGUACAGCAAGCGCCUGCGAACAGGCACGCGGCGGCGGUACCACGACGACGGCGUCUCGGACGAUGAGAUCGAGGGCAAGAGGACGUUUGACCUGGAGGAGAAACUCCAGAGCGACUACUUCAACUCUGAUCUGGUGAAGAUCAUGGAAGGGAAAGACUUCACAUUCGAGUACAUCCAGCGUGAGGGGCUGCGUGACCCCAUCAUCUUCCCCAAAGCGGACGGUCUCGGCCUUCAGAUGCCUGAUCCAGACUUCAGUGUGAGUGACGUGAAGCUGUUUGUAGGCAGUCGCAGGAUGGUGGACGUGAUGGAGGUGAACACUCAGAAGGGCAUGGAGAUGUCCAUGAGUCAGUGGAGGCGCUACUACGAGACCCCGGCCUCGGAGCGAGAGAAGCUGUACAACGUCAUCAGUCUGGAGUUCAGCCACACCAAGCUGGAGCACCUGGUCAAGAGACCGGCCUCGGUUGACGUGAUCGACUGGGUGGACAACAUGUGGCCUCGUCACUUGAAGGAGAGGCAGACGGACGCCACCAACGCCAUCGUGGACAUGCAGUACCCCAAAGUGCAGAAGUACUGCCUGAUGAGCGUGAAGGGCUGCUUCACCGACUUCCACGUAGACUUCGGUGGCACGUCAGUCUGGUACCACAUCCUGAGAGGAGGCAAGGUCUUCUGGCUGAUUCCACCCACACCGCACAACCUGGAGCUCUAUGAGAACUGGGUGUUAUCGGGAAAACAGGGCGAUAUAUUCCUGGGAGACAAAGCCACUGCCUGCCAGCGCGUCGAGCUAAAGCAGGGUUACACCUUCAUGAUCCCCUCAGGCUGGAUCCAUGCGGUGUACACUCCCGAAGACACGCUGGUGUUCGGUGGGAAUUUCCUGCACAGCUUCAACAUUCCGAUGCAGCUGAACAUCUACAACAUCGAGGACCGCACGCGGGUUCCGUCUAAGUUCCGGUACCCGUUCUAUUACGAGAUGUGCUGGUACGUGUUGGAACGUUACCUCUACUCGCUGACCAACACCUCUCACCUGACGCCGGAGUUCCAGAAGCACUCGCUGGGCAUCGGUCUGACGAAAGAAGACGUCGUCAAAGAAAACGACGAGCAGGAGGAUGAGGAGGAGAAGGACGACGAGGUUAAGGAGGACGCCGAGGAGGAACCCGAGGCCCCAUCUCCUCCGCCACGCCCCGGGGUGAAGGUCCACCUCACCCCCUUCGAGCUGGAGGGGCUUUGGCAGCUGUUGCACAAGCUGGAGGAGCUAUCGGCCCAUAAGAAGUGUGUCCCGGCGGGCAUCAGAAACGCCCCGGCGCUCCUCAGUGACAUGCGGGCCCUGCUGGAGGAGCAUGCCAACGACGAUCCCAAACUGUCUUACACUGGAAGGCCUAUCGUCACGUGGCCCAAACGGCCCUCGUGGUACAGGCCUCCCUCUUCUCCCCCUUCUGUAAUAUACCGGCCCCGGGCGCCAAGCUCGGGUCCCACGAUGGCCCCGGUGCCGCGUCCCGUUAAACCUCCGUCUUCCAUCUCGUCUCUGAGGCGGCGGCGUGUGCGGUGCAAGCGCUGCGAGGCGUGCCGGCGCUCCUGCUGCGGAGACUGCAUGUACUGCAGGGACAUGAAGAAGUUCGGCGGGCCGGGUCGACUCAAGAAGACCUGCAUCCUCAGACAGUGCCUGGCUCCGGCGCUGCCCCUGACCGCCGUGUGUGCCAUAUGUAAGGAGGGUAAUCAGGAAGGUUCUGAAAGCAGCCAAGUUCUCAUGGAGUGUUCUGAAUGUGCCCAAAUCACCCACCCCGAGUGUAUAAAGGUAGCAGGUGAGGGUGUGAUCAAUAAGGAUCUACCAAGUUGCUGGGAGUGUCCCAAAUGUGUCCAGGAAAAGAACACUGAGUCUUCCAGCAGUAAUUCGGAAGAGGAGAGCAUGAACGGCGUAACCACUAGCUCACCGUCCUCGGGUCCCCCGGCUAAACGCGCGUACAGGGAGGGCAUCGGGGUGGGGGCCCUGCGCAUGGGCCGUAGGAGCCGGUCCUCCCAUUCCCCCACCUCCUUCCCUCUCACCCGCUCCAGGCGCCAACCUCCACCCUCACAGAGGAUCCUGCUGCAGCACCAACAGAGCCGCAAGAGAGCCGGGGCCCUGGAGCUCCAGCACAGGAAGAGGAUGAAAUUAGAGAGGAGCAAGAUCUUUCAGUCGACGCGUUCGUCUGUCUCUCUUUCUCCGAAGCUCCUGCGUCAGCGGAGUUUGGAGCGAGGGAGCCUGAUCAGGGCGGGGCUCGGCAGGGCGACCUCCAGAGGCAGAGGCCUGUCCUCGUACCGGGGCAGAGGGGCGGCGCCGGCGCGGCCGGAGAGAGACGAGGGCGCGGAGGAGCGCGAGAGAGCCGAGAGGAGAGAGAACGGACUGGGGGGGAAGGAGAACCGGCCGCACAGACGGCCGAGGGACGACGAGAACGCGGAGUCUCCGCAGAACGGAGAGCGCGAGCGGGACGAGGGCGGUGAUCAGGCGCAAUCCGAAUCUUCCGCGCCGCUCGGCGAGGAGUCCAGGGAUCAGAGGUCGUGCGUGACGGUGACCCUGCAGCCCACGCGGGGCAGGCGCGACCCCGGCACCAUCGUCCCCAAGCUCGAGGCUAACGUCUCCACCGCGACCGACGUCCAGGGCAAGUCGCUGCUCCGACCCCCGCUGCGGCGCGGCGAUAAAGCUCUCUCUCGCGCCAUAACCCACCUCCAUUCACCCACUCUGACCAGGAGCACUUCCAAACACGCCCACAUGGGCAGGACAUUACGGUGCAACUCCAGACACUCCCACCACCACCACCACCACCACCAGCACACGGGGCCAAGCAGAAGCGCCAAGAACACGCGGCCCGCCGAGAGAGCGAAGCCUGCCGCGUCCCCUCCCGGCCCCUCGCCCGAGCAGAACGGCGUGAGCGAGGCCGGGUGGGGCAGGCUGGUCUGGGUGUCCGUCUUCCGUUACCUGACCCGGGCCGAGCUCUGCGUCUGCAUGGCUGUCUGUAAGAGCUGGUACAAAUGGGGCUGUGACAAGCGCUUAUGGACGCACAUCAGUUUAAGUCGCUGCCAGUCCAUCAGUCCUCAGGCUCUGUCCGGCAUCAUCAAGCGCCAACCUGUCACACUGGACCUGUCCUGGGCCAACAUAUCCAAGAAACAGCUCACCUGGCUCGUCAACCGGCUACCAGGUCUGAGGGAUUUGGUUCUAUCGGGGUGCAGCUGGGCGUCGGUCUCCGCCCUGAGUUCUCCCAGCUGCCCGUUGCUCCGCUCCUUAGACCUGCGCUGGGCGGACAGCGUCAAAGAUGCACAGAUCCGAGAGCUGCUCAGUCCGCCAGGCAGUAAUAACCGCUCACAGCUGAGGAACAUGCAGUGUUUGAGGCUCUGUGGUCUGGAGGUGACCGAGGCCACGCUGAGGUUGAUCAUCAGGCACAUGCCUCAGCUCACGAGGCUCGAGAUGUCGCACUGCCCGCUGACCGACAACUCUCUCAACCUCCUCACCGCCGUGGGCUCGUCCACGCGCAACACGCUCGCACACCUCAACCUGGCAGGCUGCAGCCGUCUGACUGACCACUGUCUGGGCUAUCUGCAGCGCCUGUCCUGUCUGUCGGUCCUGGACCUGCGGGGCUGCAAAGGAAUCUCCAGACAGGCCUGCGAGAAAUUCAUUUCGGAGCUGUCCGUCAGCGCCCUCUACUGCCUGUCGGAUGAUAAACUCGUACAGAGAAUAUCCUAGAGCCCUGUCGUCGUCGUCGUCCCCCCCACAAACACACACGGACUGUAUGGGGGGCGGGUAGUGUGUGUGUGUGUGUGUGUGUGUGUGUGUGUGUGUGUGUGUAGAAAGGUCGUGUGGUUUCACUGUAUACCGGAGGACCGCGUGUCGUAUACAGAACGCUAUGAGGGAAGAGCUCGCAGACUCCCGGCGCGGCCGUACGGGUGAACGAGACGCCGUGACGCCGCCUCCGUUUUGUACUCGUUUCCUGUUAGUCGUUGUACGCAUGAUUACGGCGGUCGACGGUCACGGCGAAUCUCGGGCUCGUAACGCCGCGGGCUCUUCCAGUAGGGUUUUAAACUGGUGCUACUGCCACGUCAGUCUCUUUUCGGGUGCAGGCCGGGGGCGGUACCCGCAUGCCACCCGAACCCUCUUCUUCUUUUCGGCUUCAUCGGCCCGGGCGCACGUCCUCCAGCGCGUUUGAAUAAGGGUGUCGCGUUUGCUUUCACCGCUCUCCUUUGAUUUCAUGAGGAAUGCUUCUUUUCUGUUCUUGGUUCGGUUCCCUGUAGUACAGAGUGCAGAUAUAUAAACACAGAUGUAUAAACGCGGCCCGGUGUGAAUGUAUUCCUCCCCUGUAGUUACCCAGAGAAUCUGUAGCGCUCCAAUUAUUUUCCAGAGAAUCUUUGUUUUUUCCACUUUUUGUUUUUCAGAAAAAAUAAAGACGUGAUCAACUCCA
This is a messenger RNA of Trichomycterus rosablanca, 4603 nucleotides long. It is a transcript of the gene kdm2ab, whose product is annotated as lysine (K)-specific demethylase 2Ab. Lineage: Eukaryota; Metazoa; Chordata; Actinopteri; Siluriformes; Trichomycteridae. Gene Ontology annotation, biological process: protein demethylation; regulation of transcription by RNA polymerase II. Bases 169 to 3891 code for a protein of 1240 amino acids. Gene Ontology annotation, molecular function: DNA binding; protein binding; transcription coregulator activity. The transcript is spliced from 23 exons. The record is from RefSeq and is a predicted model, not a curated record.